GCAAUGGUAAACACACACACCCACACACGAAGUUACAACACAAGAGCGUCAACACACGCACGCCCUUCCAAAAAGUAUGACUAAGUUUUUCUUCCGAACUGAUAAGCGUUCAAACAAUGUUUCAUUGAAAGAAGAAGAAAAAGAGUUUCUAAGCAUCACCCCCUUCACACUCUAACUUCAAACCAAUAUACGCAGAGUGAGGACUCUGCAUGCUGUUUCCGACUAGAAUGAUGUUAUCCAAUUGUAUGAUAAGUGCCAAAGUUAUAUCUCUUAAUUAUAUCAGUUCAAGAGUUUCUGAAGUUGGUCUUGCUGCAUUCUUUAACAAAGCCGCAUUCGGCCAGAAGCAAUGCUCUUCAUGCUUCUCCUUUAAUUUCAGUCGACCUUGUUUGAUGGUCGAUUUCAAGAGGAUUAGAAGCAGCAUAAACGACAACAGUUUUAGUCCUUCGACUUCAAACGGAACUAACAGAAGAACGCGUAUAGUUAGAGUGAUUCAAGAAUUUCAAACCAAGUUAGGCUCUAAAAUUCAGAAGGUAAAGAAAAACCUUCCAAUGAAGCUUCUUUUCUUCUUGGCUGGAUUUUAUUGUGCAACCGCCUUUUCCACUGUUAUUGGACAAACUGGCGACUGGGAUAUUCUAUCUGCUGCUUUGGCUGUUGUUGUUGUGGAAGGCAUUGGUGCUCUUAUGUAUAGUUCUUUUCUUCCUUUAAUCACCAAGCGCCUAAUAUCGGUGUUUAAUUAUUGGAAAGCUGGCCUUACACUCGGACUUUUCUUGGAUUCAUUCAAAUAUUGAUUUGAUUUUAUAUUGGACAUUGCUGUCAAAUAGCAGCUAUAUCGGUGUUUUAAUGCUAUAGUGUGGUGGAACUUUAACGAAUCGUUAUUCUUCACGAUUUAGUAUAAAGUGUUGCCAAACAACAACUAUUGCAGCGCUGUAGCAUAGCGGAAUUUGAACAAACUGCUAUUUUCUAGUGAUCCGUGAUUGACGACACAGAUACUGGAUGCAUUAAUACCUUCCAUGAAAAUCAGAAUUUCUCAGUGGUUUUCAUCACUUGGCAUUUAUUAAGCAGUUGAUUUGUAGUUAUUGCAUUUGGGUUUUUUAUGCAAUCAACUCGGCGGUUUUUUAUCACAAGCUAGGGCAUUCAAGUUGAAUAUUUUUCUUGGCAUCGGAUAAUUGCUUUUGAGAUUCAUAGGUGUUCAUUCUGCAACGGUGUUCUGACGUUCUGACAAUUCAGAGCAUAAAGUGGUUCAUUUUUAUGUUGAGUUGCUAGCAUGGAUGAUGAUACUGGUGAAACUGCAUACUCUUUGCAGUAAAUAUGUCACUGUUCUACAACAAAAGUGAUGUAACUCUACCAUCUCGAGGAACCUCGAACGCCUGUCAGACUGGUACCUAGUUUGAUAGGAAUUGUGAAAUUCAGCUCAAAUAGAACAUCAGAUAAGUGGUUGUGCAUCAUAUAUAUUGCAGGAAGUACAAGAAUUUUUAACAAUACAUGUCUUCCAGGUUCCAUUAAGAACAGCAUAUAAUGACAUUUGUUAUAUAGUUUCAAGAUGUGAUAUUUGUUAUUGUGCUUAUGAAAUUAGUUCUCAUUUGUUACUUAUUUGCAGGUUUGUGAGGAGUCUUUGGAGUUGGUUAAGUUUUGUAUGUCAAAUUAACAUUGUCCUUAGUUCUAUUAUCCAGACUCUUGGUAUUUGUGAGAGAGGUUGAUCUAAGCAAUGCAGAGAUGUGAUUUUAGCUAGUAUUAUUAACAUCUGAGAUGUUAUUUGGUUUUGUAGAAAUGAAACUCAUUUUGAAGAUAAAAGAAUGAGUGCUCCGGUUGUUGUUAUUUUUCGUGCCAACUUUUUCAGCAUCAGACCAACACCACAAUUUUGAGCGUGAAUGAUUAUGAGUUUUUGUGUGCAAGCUCUCUUCUAUUAGGCAACAUUUUGUUCAUGUGUAUAUCUAUUAAUAACGGGUAGAUCAAAUGUUAAGAGAGAUUAAGACAAAAAGAGAGAUUGAGAGGAUGUGAAUUCAUAUUUUGGUCAAUAGUUUUGGAGAUUAGCUAGAUGGUUAAAUUUGAUUUAUUAGUUGGUUACACUUAGUAUGUUAAGUUUGAAAUAUACUCUAUAAAUAGAUCUAAUAUAUUCAUUGUUUUAGUA
Messenger RNA from Cicer arietinum (chickpea), 2128 nucleotides. RefSeq lists its product as uncharacterized. The record is from RefSeq and is a predicted model, not a curated record. NCBI's taxonomy places the organism in Eukaryota, Viridiplantae, Streptophyta, Magnoliopsida, Fabales, Fabaceae.